Messenger RNA from Caenorhabditis auriculariae, 1712 nucleotides. Lineage: Eukaryota; Metazoa; Nematoda; Chromadorea; Rhabditida; Rhabditidae. The record is from the annotation of a GenBank genome assembly.
AUGGCCCAAGCUUCCACAUUGGUUGUACUUCUCGGCGUCGUCGUCGCGGCCUUCGCCCAGACUGAUCGUGAGUUCCUGAAAAAACGAAAAAGUAAUACACUACGAAAAACGGUUUUUUGAUGCCAACUACAGUUCACUCUGAAUCUCUGAAGAAACUAUGACGUCAUCUUGAUUGGAUAAUGACGUCAUUGAUUUUUUGAGUGCUAACUUGAAGUGACGUUAAUUUAUAAAAGGUAUUCAUCGAUGCUUCGUUAUAAAAAUGACGUCAUUUGUUGAAUUUUCGAUGAUGACGUCAUUCAAGGCUCAGCCUCCUUUUAUCAACUUUACCUCAUGUGUUUUAUGACGUCAUAAUUUCGGUCUUAGUGACGUCAUUAUUAUGUUCAGUGCCAAUUUUUUGUACCUUUUCUGAGGAGGGAAAACAAUAAAGUCGUCCUUUUCGUUACCUUGGCUAUUGACGUCAUAAUUCGAGUCGGUGACGUCAUAAAUCUUGUUUUUUUCAAAUUUAUUGAUUCAUAUUUAAAAGUUCGGAAGAACAAAUCCAUUAGCUGGUUCCUGAGAGACUCGAUAAUCCAAAAAUCAAGAGCAUCUAAAUUUUAUUUUGGUUAAUAGUUUUAUAGUGGAGCGAGCGAAGCUAUAAUGUAUUCAAAGCCUCAGUUCACGAUGAAAUUGUGUUUAAUAAAUGUUCCUAGAUUGAAACAACAAAAAAAAGUUUGAAAAUUGUUACUCGGAUUCUGAGAUUUUCCUGAUUUCACCUUUUGAGGCGUAACUCGCUAUCAAAAUGAGCUACCAGGCUAGUACUUUUUUUUCAACAAACUGGACCCGUAGGAAACCACUGUACAAAGCUUGACAAUAAUUGGACAACUUCUCGGAAAGUUAUGUCAAAAAAAGUGAAUAUGUGUAUCUACACGGUACUGUACCACCUAGAGUUGUUUUCUACACCCUUCUGAAUUUUUGAAAUUUACAAUACUUUCCAGUAGCCACUCUGCAAGCCCUGAGGGCUUCCGGCCUUUCCAACGCCGCUAUCAUCGCCAUCUCCCAAAUCGCGUCUCAGCAUCAGGUUUAUAGCGAGUAUCUCCGGAAAACCUUGACCUUUCAGGACGCCCUGAAACAGCUGCAGAUCAACCCGGCCAGCAACAACGAAGGCGUCAAGGCACUCAACGAUGACAUCGAGAAGUUCCUCGCGACGGCUUCCGCCGCCGACCAGGCCGCGUGGAAGAACUUCGAAGCCCAGAUGACCCAGAACUACAUCGACGGUUACACGAAAGUCAUGAAGGAGUCUGGACUUUCCGACGCGGCUAUCGCUCAGAUCACCGUCAUCGCCAAGCAGCACGAGGUUUCCAUAAGCUUUUUUUUUUUUGAGAUCUAGGGAAUUUUUUAAAAAUUGUAUCUGUCUGCCCUGACAGCCACUAAAAGGGACAAUUAAUCCAAGUAUUCAUUUUUAUUUUUUUUUUUUUUGUUUAUUCAGUAUCCCCUCCACUUUUCCAAAAAUCAAGCAGCUGAACCUCGAUUGUCUUCGAAAAAAAAAAAAUCAACAUUUUCCAUUUCAGGCAGCCCUCAAGGCCGCCCAAGGCAACCCAGGAGCUCUCCAAGCCGGUUUCGAGAUUCUGAAGGCCGACAUCGAGGCCUACAUCGCCACGGCUUCUCCAGCCGACCAGGCUGCCUGGAAGGUCUACUCUCAGAAAGUCCAGGCUCUCGAGCAGGCGGCCAACUAA